This is a messenger RNA of Pundamilia nyererei, 3616 nucleotides long. RefSeq names its product XK related 4 (gene xkr4). The transcript is spliced from 4 exons. Gene Ontology annotation, cellular component: plasma membrane. Gene Ontology annotation, biological process: engulfment of apoptotic cell; phosphatidylserine exposure on apoptotic cell surface; apoptotic process involved in development. The record is from RefSeq and is a predicted model, not a curated record. NCBI's taxonomy places the organism in Eukaryota, Metazoa, Chordata, Actinopteri, Cichliformes, Cichlidae. Bases 699 to 2546 code for a protein of 615 amino acids.
ACGUCCUGCAGAUGCUGCUGAGUUAACAGCUGGAUCUGUCCACGGUGCUGAAACCCUGUUCAGGCCUCCGGAUGUUUCUAUCCUGGUUCACAUAUCAGCUGCAUGCUUUUAGUUACACUGAGAGGGACAUGUUUGCUCUUCAUGGCUGAUUUAGGAGAGUCUUUGUAUUGUAACAGCGCUCAAAUCAUAAGGAAACUGCCGAGAGACGGAAAACAGCAAAGAGAGGGAGAGUCGAGGGGGUUGGGGGAGAUGAUGUCAUAGUUUUUAGUCUGUGCCAAGCAGAUGGCUGCAGCCGUCCUCCUGUCGCUUAGCUCCUGCUUCCAUCUCCAUCCCAAACAUCAGCCUCAGCUCCGGUGACUUACAAGCGCUGGAAACGGAAGCCGUUUAGAAGGACACACAGCGGAAAGGUCCUCGUGUGCGCUGUAUGUGAGCGAAUGAUCCUCGAGGCAUAGGGCCAGUCCAAAUCUGAUAUGGACGAAAAUACCGGACCAAGCACGGGGCUUCGAUCGCUCUUCACUUUUGUCUUCAUUCUGUAUUAUGACCAGACGACAGUGUGGACGAGCUAGUCCUGCCCAGAAAGGAGGAGGAGGAGUAGGAGACACACGCACAAGGGUGUCGACGGAGAGAGGCAGGAGCAGAGGAGCUAAGGCGGGGAGCAACGGGGGGAAUAGACUAGCUAAUACAUCAAGAUACUGAUAAUGGCUGCUAAAUCGGACGGGGUCCUGAAGAUGAAGAAGAGCGACGUGGCCUUCACCCCUCUGCAGAACUCGGAGCACUCUGGCUCGGUGCAGGGACUCCACCCGGGCGGCCAGCUGGACUCUGCGGGCACCGGGGACGGGGAUUUUGCCAACGGGGAGUCGCGGUGCUGCGGUGGGGGAGGCUCAAACUCGACGUGCCUUCGUCUGGGAAAAGGGCAGCAGAAAUAUACGGUGUGGGACUGCUUGUGGAUCGUAGCCGCCGUGGCCGUUUAUUUGGCCGAUGUGGGCACCGACGUGUGGCUGUCGGUCGACUACUACCUCCGCCACGACUAUUGGUGGUUCGGCCCGACGCUCUUUUUCGUUGUGCUGGGUUCCUUCUCGGUCCAGCUCUUUAGCUUCAGAUGGUUCGUCCACGACUUCAGCACCGAGGACGGUGCCGAUUCUGUCACCGAUUGCUCCCUCAUGGAUGGGAAUAAAUUGCUUAGCGGCUCGGCCUCACACGGUGAUGUUACUGCUCAACACCACCCGGCCACGCCGCAGAGGCAGGCGUCGACCGCCAGCAAGAACACCACCACUAACAGCACGGCGAGCACAGCGCUGGGGAACAGGAAUAGGAAACGCUCGGCCUACUACUCCUUCUGUGUGUGGUUCGGCCAGUCCGUCAUUCACAUCAUGCAGCUGGGCCAGAUAUGGAGGUAUUUCCACACCAUCUACCUGGGUGUUCGGAGUCGCCAGGGUGCUGAGACGGAGCGCUGGCGUUACUACUGGAGGAUGGUCUAUGAGUUUGCAGAUGUGAGCAUGCUGCAUCUACUGGCAACCUUUCUGGAGAGCGCUCCACAACUGGUGCUUCAGCUGUGCAUUAUCAUCCAGACACACAAGCUCCAGGCUGUGCAAGGAAUGACAGCUGCAGCCUCCCUCGUCUCUAUGGCCUGGGCCCUGGCCUCCUAUCAGAAGGCCCUGCGAGAGUCUCGGGAUGACAAGAAGCCCAUCAGCUAUCUGGCAGUGAUUAUCCAGUUCUGUUGGCACUUCUUCACCAUAGCAGCCCGAGUUAUCACCUUUGCUCUGUUUGCGUCUGUAUUUCAACUCUACUUUGGCAUCUUCAUCGUCCUGCACUGGUGCAUCAUGACCUUUUGGAUUGUCCACUGUGAGACAGACUUCUGCAUCAGCAAGUGGGAAGAGAUUGUGUUUGACAUGGUGGUGGGCAUAAUCUACAUCUUUUCCUGGUUCAACGUCAAGGAAGGACGGACAAGGUGUCGGCUUUUUAUCUAUUACCUGGUAAUCUUGAUGGAGAACACUGCUCUCAGUGCGUUGUGGUAUCUCUACCGAUUUCCUCAAAAUACUGACGCCUUUGCAGUGCCAGCACUCUGCGUCAUUUUCAGCAGUUUCCUCACCGGCAUUGUUUUCAUGCUCAUGUACUAUGCCUUUUUUCACCCGAACGGGCCACGCUUUGGACACUCACCAAGUGGCCAAGGCCUUGACCUGGACCCUACUGCUCAGUUCUCCACUCUGCCAUCAGAAGGUGCCACCAAUUCACUGCGUUCGAACCGAGGUGCUACCACAACUCUGGAACGACACGACAAGUAUUCUGAGCGAGAUGGCUGCAUGCCAGUGUUUCAGGUCCGAUCCACAGUGCCAUCAACGCCAUCUUCUCGUGCUCCACGCCUAGAGGAGAACGUCAUCAAGAUCGACCUUUGUAGGAACCGCUAUCCAGCCUGGGAGCGUCAUGUUCUGGACCGCAGCAUUCGCAAAGCAAUUUUGGCCAUAGAUUGCUCAUUGACUCCUCCACGGCUGCAGUACAAAGAUGAUGCUCUGGUACAGGAGCGGUUGGAAUAUGAGACCACUCUAUAGUCCGCUCGGCUUUCGGAAACCCUGCAGGGGCACAGCAACAGAGUGGUAUCCUGUGAUCACAUAAACACCAACAGGAACUGUGGCAAUAAGAAUUUGUUACUGGCAUCAGUUUCAAUAUCUUCAUCUCCCAUUGCUGUCGUUCUUUUUCUAUUUCCGGGUAUCAGAAGUGUCGAGAAGCAGUCGGGACUGUUGGUAAUGGCUGGAUGACCAACUCAGUACAAGUUCAGUUAGUGUCACUGGUGGGAUUGCUGCUGGUCAGAUUGUUGCUAUUAUUUUUACUAACACUUAUCUGGUAAAUGCUGUCUUCUAUGGACUAAAUACUAAAUGACACUCUGCUUAGAACAACAAGAAGCGAGUGUGUUAAGGGGUGUUAAGUUAAAGCUGUAAAAUAAUAAAAAGUGGAAUUGUCCAUUGUCCAUACAGACAGCUUUUAAGUCACCAGAUACUCCCAUAAAACAAAGGAGACCUGAAUUACAAACUCAAACUUGUCCAAAUGUGUUGGUGUCCUACCAUAUCAGCCACAAGCAGGUGGGUACUCUCAGUCAUUACUCUCUUUCUCUUAGUGCCAAAAAGGGUCAUUGCGAACAUCCUCUAGAUUCCUCUACAAACAACUUAGGGGUGCCUGCAUAAUCCAGAAGGUUCUUCUUUGAGCUAGACCUUUCAGUGUUAUUGGACAUCUGUGAUCAACACUGGAAGAUGGCCAGAAAGUGACCUAUGAGAAGACAGUGGUCAAAGUAGCAUCUAUGAGCAGUGAUGGUGUUUUGUUUGGGCAAAACAUACUAAAUGAUAAGGCUGAAUGUUAUAAUAGGAAGCAAGAAAAGGGGGCAAAGGUCAAAUACUAGCUAAUGGUCUCGUUCUGAAAAGGAAGCAUUCAAACUUACUCAAUGCCAAGAAAAAAAAUCUUCCUGGCAGCUCAACAUAACUAUUUGUAGUCCAGCCUCAGAAACACAGCUGCAGAAUUAUUCUGAUCUUUGCUUGUAUGUGGAGGGUGAAAGCAUGUGCCAGACACCAAUGAACCGAAGAGAGGAGAGAGGAUGAUACCGGAAAUGGAAAUGAGUUGAGGAUCGAAA